Molecule: messenger RNA, 633 nt
Organism: Naegleria fowleri
Lineage: Eukaryota; Heterolobosea; Eutetramitea; Acrasida; Naegleriidae
Exons: 6
Coding region: 1-633 (210 amino acids)
Molecular function (GO): GTPase activity; GTP binding
Source: RefSeq, a predicted model, not a curated record
AUGGGUAAUUGUAACAACACAAAACAAUCCUCUUCCUCAUCGUCCGCAAACAGACAACAAAACAAAUUAAAUGUACAGGGACAUGGUGAAAUUACGGAAACAAAAGUGACUUAUAAAAUUUUGAUUCUCGGCGAUGCAGGUGUCGGAAAAACAUCCUUGGCAAUCAAGUGGGUGGAUGGAUCAUUCCAAGAAAAUUAUAUUGCAACCAUUGGUGUGGAUUUCAAAAAGAAAGAUGUAGUGAUUGAUAAUCAACUGAUAAAGUUACAGAUAUGGGAUACUGCUGGCCAAGAGAGAUACAAUACCAUUCAAGCAACAUAUUAUCGUGGAUGUGCAGGUAUUAUCGUUGUUUAUGAUAUAACUGAUGCAGAUUCAUUCCAAAAUGUGCAGAAAUGGAUUGGAAACAUUGAAAAGAAUACGUCUCCAAAUGAUGACAUUACAAUACUGUUGGUUGGAAAUAAGGCAGAUUUGGAGGAUGAAAGAAUGGUGAAAACUGAGGAUGCCAACAAUUUUUGUAAAAAUACAUCCUGCGUUGUUGACAAAGUGUUUGAAGUGAGUGCAAAGUCAGGACUCAACGUAAACAAUGCAUUCAUGGCCCUCGUGGAAGCAAUUCACAACAAGAAAAAAAAGAAAUAA